Physeter macrocephalus (sperm whale) is the source of this 3054-nucleotide messenger RNA. Its product is annotated as MHC class I polypeptide-related sequence B-like. Lineage: Eukaryota; Metazoa; Chordata; Mammalia; Artiodactyla; Physeteridae. Gene Ontology annotation, biological process: antigen processing and presentation of endogenous peptide antigen via MHC class I via ER pathway, TAP-independent; positive regulation of T cell mediated cytotoxicity; immune response. Gene Ontology annotation, cellular component: external side of plasma membrane. The record is from RefSeq and is a predicted model, not a curated record. Gene Ontology annotation, molecular function: signaling receptor binding; peptide antigen binding.
UUGACCACAGGCCAGGAGGCGGCAUCUCCCGGGGAGAAACAGCGCCAACCAGCGGUCCAGCUCCGCGCGGCUGCCAGGGCUGCUCCUCGUCCUGCCGUUUCUAGCCGGCGCUGCCCUUUCUGUGCUCCCGGCUACCGCCGCUGAUAUACAACUGCGCUAAAGGGGAAUUCCUGGCGGUCCAGUGCUUAGGACUCGGCACUUUCACGGCCUUGGGCCCAGAUUCCAUCUCUGGUCCCGGAACUAAGAUUUUGGCCCGGCGAGGCCAGAAGAAAAACAAAACAAAACACGACGACAACAAAAAAAUCCCACAAGUGUGCUGAAAACCCUGCUUCUCCAGAGCAGUUUCUCAGAGUUAUCUAGGAAGCUGGCUUCUGGACUAGUCCUUAAUUUGGCUCAAAUAAAACUCUCUAUUCUUAUUAUAGAUUGUUUAUUGAUUAUUUUCACUGACAGAAGUUAGAGUGUGACAGCUUUGGAGCCAAGGGAUUGUUCCUGUGAUUUCUGUGGUCUGCACGCCGCACCUCGCCCCUCCCCCGCCAAUGUUUACUCUAAUCUUCUGCUGUGCCCGUGUUCCCACCGCUGAUUCUCUCCUUGCCUUCUCCCCUGCCAUCACUUGUGCCCCUUCAGGAUUUGUCCUGCCCCUCCCUGCUGUCCCCUCCCCUCUGUGGUUCUCUGAUCCCUUGCUACGGCAUCCUCACCCUCACCCCCUUUCCCACCACCGGGUCCUCUCCUCCUCUCAUGGCUCUUUUAAAAAAUUUAUUUUAUUUUAUUUUUUAUUUUGGCCAUGCCCCGUGGCUUGCAGGAUCUCAGUUCCCCGACCAUGGAUUGAACCUGAGCCUUCACAGUGAAAGCGCCAAAUUUUAACCACUAGACCACCAGCAGACUCCUCCCUCAUGGGUGUUUUACCUGCAAGGAUAAGACACCUGCAUGGCUCCUACCUCCCCCCAGCUUUCACUAACCUUACAUUUCUGGGGAACUUUUGCCCAGUGUGAAUUCGCUCCAUCCCCAUUACCCUAUUUCAUCACCAGGGGGAGCUCUGGUGCUAAUGAUAACUGGGUCUUUAUUUUUUUUUGCAGGCCCAGCGGCCAUGGCUCACGGGCCUAGCCGCUCUGCGGCAUGUGGGAUCCUCCCGGACCGGGGCACGAACCUGUGUCCCCCGCAUCGGCAGGUCCAGCCACCUCCCCACCUGGGGCCUCACCAUGCUUCUUGCACUCUGGGCCCAGACCCACCGCUUCACCUCCACCAGGGGAUCACACAGUCUUCAUUACAACCUCACGGUGCUGUCCCGGGAUGGAUCUGUGCAGUGCAGCUUUUUCGCUGGGGACUUGGAUGGCCAGGCCUUCCUGCGCUAUGACCGUGAGACAGGCAGGGUAGAACCCCGGGGACUGUGGGCAGAAGAGCUGGGAGCUGAGACGUGGGACACAGAGUCCAAGGACUUGACAGAGAGGAAGGACCUCAGAGAGCUUCUAGCAGAAAUCCUGGCCCUGCAGGAGGAGAAAGGAGGUGUGAAUUCCCUCCGGGAGAUCGUGGGCUGUGAAAUCUGAGAAGACAACCACGCCUGGGGCUUCAGGCUUCUCUACCAAGAUGGGGAGCUCUUCCUCUCCUGUCACCUGGAGACCCAUCGAUCUACAGUGCCCCAGUCGUUGGGUCCAACCUUGGCCAUGGAAAUGGAGAAGUCCAGGGACAUGGAUGGCUUUUACAGCAAGUAUUACUGGGCCCACGUGCAGGGAGAGCUUUGUGGAAGACUGCGAGGUUAUUUGGAAUCCUGGACAGGCUUCAGGGAGACAACAGGGCCCCCAGCCGUGAACGUGACCCGCAGCCAGGACUUGGAGGGCACAGUCAACCUCACAUGCUGGGCUUUUGGCUUCUUUUCCCGGAAUAUCUCAGUGGCCUGGUUUUGGGAUGAGGAACACAUGAGCCAGGAGGCCCAGCGGUCUGGGGGUGUCCUGCCUGAUGGGAACGGGACCUACCGGACCUGGGUGACCAUAAGGGUUCCCCAAGGAGAGGAACAGCAGCGUGUCGAGUGCCACGUGGAACACAGCGGGAAUCACGGUGCACACACUGCGCCCUCUGGCUUUUGUGUCCUUUGCUACUUGAAGAAGAAGAAGACAGCAUCAGCUGUGGGGAGCCCAGAGCCGUUAGCCUACAAGACCUGGAUCAAUGCCAGAUGGAGCCAAGUGACCAUAAUGACCUCACACAACUGGGAUUUCAGUCCUCGUUGUCAGACCCUGCGUCCAUCAGUUCCACUGGGGGAGCUUAGAAUCUGCCGCCAGAGCCCUGAAUUCAGCUCCCUUUUCUGGUCUUACUAGCACUUUCCCUUUUGUGUGUGUUCUGUUAUUUUUCUUAUUAUUUUUAUGUUUUAUUUUAUUUGUUAUUUUUUUAAGGUGUAGUUGAUUUACAAUACAGCACUUUCCCUCUUUUUUAAUUUAUUUUUUAUUGAAGUAUAGUUGAAUUAUUGAACACAAUGUUGUGUUAAUUACUGCUGUACAGCAGAGUAACUCAGUUAUACAUAUGUAUACAUUCUUUUUCAUAUUCUUUUCCAUUAUGAUUUAUCACAGGAUAUUGAAUAUAGUUCCCUGUGCUAUACAAUGGGACCUUGUUGUUUAUCCAUCCUAUAUAUACCAGUUUGCAUCUGUUCAUCCCAAACUCCCACUCCUACCCUCUCCCACCCUGCUCUCCCUUGGCAGCCACUAGACUGUUCUCUAUGUCGCUGAACACUUUCCCUCUUGAUGCUUCAGUUUCUUCAUCUAUGAAAUGAGAAAAAUAGUGUUUAUUUCCAGUUGUGGUGGGGACGAUUAAAAGCGUUCAUAUAUGUGAGGUGGCUGCAGCUGCACUACACUAGUCACUAACUCUAUUUUUGUUUUUUUAUGUUAUAAUAGAAUACAUGGAUAAUAAUUCUGUUAUUACAAACAAGCUUUAUCAGUAAGUUUCCUCACUGUGGCUUCUCCCAAAAUGACUAAUAGCAGAUUUUUGGAAACUUGAGGUUCCCUUCACACCCUGUCACACCUGUAUAUGCAUUACUUCAUGUCAGCAAUAUCUGUAUAAUUUCAUAUUAAA